CAUGAAGCCGGUUUCAUCCGCUCAAGUCUCAUACAAGCUCGGUUAUCAAACUCCGCGAGGGUCUUAUCUUAGCGUCUCGCUGACUUAUCGGGUUUCUCCGGUUCGCUAAAUCAGAUCCGCCAGCGAACUUGAACAUUGCGUCACACGACCAUCAACAAUUGAACUUCAUUUUCACAACUCACCAUGAUGUCCAGAAGUCGUGAAGCAAGAAGCAUUGUCGCUUCGCUGCGCAGGCCACAUGUGCUGCGACCAGCCAACCCUGCAUUGGCGCGUCCCAAUGCCAACAGCUUCCAUACAACAACACCAAGAAAAACAGAUGGCGUAUUUCAGGGCCUCGAGGAUAAGAGGCAACCGAUGCCAUGGAUAGAGGCGUUCGAGCGUCAGCAACGGGGUCUGCCGGCUCAUAAGUCCGAUGACUAUCCCAAGGAACGCGAUCUGACCCCCAAGAAAAUGAGCGACAGCUAUCAUCGCGUCGUGCUCCCGCUCAAGAAAGACCCUUGGCUCUCAGACACUUAUGUCAACUCUUCGGGUCACAUAAGACUUGGAACAUUAUUCAUGGACCUCGAUGCCCUCUCUGGCAUCAUCGUCUAUAAGCAUACCGGCCCUGGCGUUACAACGGUGACCGCCGCUCUGGACCGCAUCACAAUAGCGCACCCACUUACAGAGAUUUGCGAUCUCGAGUACAGCGGUCAAGUCACUUAUGCCUCUGGCAGGAGUAGUGUCGAAAUCACCUGCAAAGUUGCCAAGGCCAGAGAAGAAGGCGAACCUAGCAAGCCAGAGGAUGUCCUUCUGACAUGCACCUUCACCAUGGUCGCCCUGGACCCUAACACAAGAAAGCCAGUCAACAUCCCCAAGCUGGUCCCCACCAAUGCGGAGGAAGAGAAGAUCUUCAAGGCUGGAGAGGCUAAGUCGCUGUCCAAGAAGGAGAAUUCUAAGGCUUCACUUCUUCAGACUGAACCUAACGAUGCCGAAUCCGCUCUGAUUCAUCAAAUCUGGUUGCGACAACUUGCAUACCACGAUCCGAAUAAUGACCUUCGCCAACCUUCCAACGUCGUCGCUAUGUCCAAGACCCAGCUUUCAACGGCUGCGAUCAUGCAACCUCAGUACCGAAAUCGUCACCAGACCAUGAUCUUUGGUGGCUUCCAUCUGAAGCAAACCUUUGAGCUUGCGUUCUGUUGUGCGGCCAGUUUUGCUCAUGCGCGACCGACCUUCAUCAGCGCUGAUCCCUGCACGUUCCGAAAUCCGGUUCCCGUCGGCAGUGUUCUGUACCUAACCGCUACUGUCGCAUACACCGAUCCUCCGCUGUUGGAGGAAGACGGUACUGAGCCUGGCUUCCCGGAUCCGGAGAAGCCCAUGACUCGUGUGCAUGUCCGUGUUGACAGUAAGGUCCGUGAUGUUGAGCAUGGUGUCGCAAAGCCAACUGGUCAGUUCAACUACACAUUCUCCGUGCCCAAAGAUCUUAAGGUCUUGCCGCAUACGUAUGAAGAGUACAUGGUGUAUAUUGAUGCUAGGAGACGUGUUUCGCUGGGUGAUAGUCAGCGAAAGGAAGAGUCUAAGGCCUUCUCCGAAAAGAGGCCUGAAGCCACGGAUAAUGUCAAUCUGAUUGGAUAAGGAGGAUUGGUGCUUAUGUGAGCUGCCAAUAAGCAAGCCUAGACAGUCUUGAAGGCCGGUGCUGCUGGUAUCUGAAGGAGAAUCAGGAAGGCGACACGUAGGGACACCUGAGGAGAGGAUGUAAUUAUUAUGUCCGAAUCUUAAUACCGAUGUGAGAACUCUUAGUAUAGUAGUAAGCCCAAAAUGGAUUACAUUGAGCC
Messenger RNA from Fusarium oxysporum Fo47, 1811 nucleotides. Its product is annotated as HotDog domain-containing protein. Lineage: Eukaryota; Fungi; Ascomycota; Sordariomycetes; Hypocreales; Nectriaceae. Gene Ontology annotation, molecular function: fatty acyl-CoA hydrolase activity. Gene Ontology annotation, cellular component: mitochondrion. The coding region runs from base 184 to 1611 and encodes 475 amino acids. The record is from RefSeq and is a predicted model, not a curated record. The transcript is spliced from 2 exons. Gene Ontology annotation, biological process: acyl-CoA metabolic process.